Molecule: messenger RNA, 1140 nt
Organism: Blastomyces gilchristii SLH14081
Lineage: Eukaryota; Fungi; Ascomycota; Eurotiomycetes; Onygenales; Ajellomycetaceae
Exons: 2
Coding region: 107-709 (200 amino acids)
Source: RefSeq, a predicted model, not a curated record
CUUGGACCGUCUCCGCAAAACCAUCCAUCAUUCUCCGCUCACCGAGCUAGUUACUGUACAGUAUCGUUCUCCGACUCCCCAGUAACGCUGCACACACAAAAUUGCAAUGGGCGCAUCAUCGUCGAAACCCAUAAAGGCGGCAGCUAAUGCAGCUGCACGGCGUCAAUACCCCAAGAAACCCUCCGCACCGACCACCGGGCCCGGUGGUGCCAGAGCCGCGGAUCCAGCGGCCAGGGCAUCAAGCCGACGGGAACAGCCAGGACCAGUAUUCCAUGCAGAAGAGAAGGCGAGCGCUGUAAGAUUAGAAGCCAUCGACCUCGAAGCCCGCGAUCCUCAGUUCGCCGCCUCCCUCCGCUCCAUCGGGCCCGUCACCCCCAACCCUUUCAACCAACCCCAAAACCCGCAGCUUCAGCAAUCCCUCUCCAUCGUCUUCCCCCCCUCCACCUCCUCCUCCACAUCCUCCAACCCAGCCCUCCUCGUUCUCUCCUCCCGCGCCCGGUUAGAGAAGGCCGCCGAACUCGAACUCGAGUCCGUUGGCCGACCGAGCCAUUCCGGGCGCGAGUUUUUGGAUGUCGUGAGUAUUAGGCAUAUUUUGGCGAUGAGGGAUAAGGGAGGGGUGUCGGAGGAGGUGAUUGAGAGGCAGUUUCGGCUGAAGAAGGGGGUUGUGCGGUCGUUGGGGGGAAGGGGGGUAGUAGGGCUUGUUCGGUGAUAUUGGCGGAGGGGAGGUUUCUCUUUUUCUCUAGCUGGCUUUUUUUCUUUUGAUUUUUUUAUUGGGAUUAAAAGGUUGUACAUUUGCAUUUCGACAGGUGCGCUCUAUGUAUGAAUAUGAAGGUAUGGUGGAUAUUUUGGUGAUGAUAAUGAGCUUUUGGCACGGAGUAUAUUUGAGUAGUUGGAGGUUUGCAUGGGAUUGAACUCUGAUCACUCAAUUAAUACCCAUUUGCUAGAUAAACUCUCUGAGAAAUAUCCAAGACAUUAGUUUAGAAUUGCAUUCUCGUAAAGCUCUGUGUCAACUUAUCAAUUUGAUAUGUGCCCAAUCAUAUACUCAGAUAUGAUCACGGUAAAUAGACCAAUAACCAACCCUAAAAAGCAAAAUCAAGAUUUCAAAAUACCACUAAUGACAGAGCAAUGACUGUACUAUUC